Molecule: messenger RNA, 2468 nt
Organism: Clarias gariepinus (North African catfish)
Lineage: Eukaryota; Metazoa; Chordata; Actinopteri; Siluriformes; Clariidae
Gene: asic1b
Product: acid-sensing (proton-gated) ion channel 1b
Exons: 11
Coding region: 220-1794 (524 amino acids)
Biological process (GO): sodium ion transmembrane transport
Cellular component (GO): membrane
Source: RefSeq, a predicted model, not a curated record
ACACAAACAGAAGAAUCAGAAGUAACCGCUCAUUUCCGGUGUCUCAAUCAGUCGUGGCGGAUCGAUCGGUUUUCUCCUGAGAGAUGAAAGUAAAAGCCCCAUCACUCUGAAAGCCUGCACUUCUCCUCCUUUAAACGCGCCGCGCAUCCUGAGAGAAGCGAAGACCAGCAUUCAGGAGGAAACUUGGCGCUCUUCUUUAACGCUUCUUUCUCUCCAAUCAUGGAUCUCCGAGGCGAUACCGACGACGACAACGUGGACUGCGAGCGACCGGCGCCCAUUGAAGUUUUCGCGAGCAGGUCCACGCUUCACGGCAUCUCCCACAUGUUCACGUACGAGCGCCUGUGCGUGAAGCGCUGCCUGUGGAUUAUCUUCUUCGCGGGCUCGCUCUCCUUCCUGGUGUUCGUCUGCGCGGACCGCGUGCGCUUCUACCUGCAGUACCCACACGUGACCAAGCUCGACGAGGUCGCGACCCCGUCCAUGACCUUCCCCUCCGUGACCUUCUGCAACCUCAACUCAUUCCGUUUCAGCCGCGUCACGCGCAAUGACCUGUACCACGCGGGAGAGCUGCUCGCGCUGCUCAAUGGCAGAUAUGAGAUUCGUGACACUCACCUGGUGGAGGAAAGCGUUCUGGAGACCCUGAAGGUCAAGGCUGACUUCCUGACCUUUAAACCGCGACCCUUCAACAUGCGCGAGUUCUAUGAUCGAACGGGCCACGACAUCAAGGACAUGCUGCUCUCCUGCUACUACCGUGGAGACAAGUGCAGCGCUGAGGACUUUAAAGUGAUCUUUACUCGAUAUGGCAAAUGCUACACAUUUAACUCUGGCGAUGAUGGACAGCCACUCCGCAUCACCACGAAAGGGGGCAUGGGCAACGGCCUGGAACUAAUGCUGGACAUUCAACAGGACGAGUACCUGCCAGUAUGGGGAGAGACAGAUGAGACGUCUUUUGAAGCUGGCAUCAAAGUGCAGAUCCACACUCAGGAUGAACCGCCUUUCAUUGAUCAGCUGGGAUUCGGAGUGGCGCCAGGCUUUCAGACGUUUGUGUCCUGCCAGGAGCAGAGGUUGACCUACCUGCCCCCUCCAUGGGGCGACUGCAGGUCCGAACCCAUGGACUCAGACUUCUUUACCACCUACAGCAUCACAGCAUGCCGCAUCGACUGUGAGACACGCUACCUGGUAGAGAACUGCAACUGUCGCAUGGUUCACAUGCCCGGAGAUGCUCCAUACUGCACUCCAGAACAGUAUAAGGAGUGUGCAGAUCCAGCUUUGGAUUUCCUGGUGGAGAGAGACAAUGAUUACUGUGUGUGUGAAACACCUUGCAACAUGACACGCUACGGCAAAGAGUUGUCCUUCGUCAAGAUCCCCAGCAAGGCCUCGGCCAAAUACCUGGCCAAGAAGUUCAACAAGACAGAGCAGUACAUUGCGGAUAACAUCUUGGUCCUGGAUAUCUUCUUCGAGGCUUUGAACUAUGAAACUAUUGAGCAGAAAAAGGCCUACGAGCUGCCUGGAUUACUGGGUGAUAUUGGUGGUCAGAUGGGUCUUUUUAUUGGAGCCAGUAUUUUGACAAUUUUGGAGCUCUUUGACUAUCUUUAUGAGGUGAUCAAGUACAAGCUGUGCCGCUGCAGGAAGAAGAACCACAAACGCAGCAACAACAAUGACCGAGGAGCCGUCCUGAGCCUGGACAACGUGCAGUGCCACCCCCCAUGUGAAAACCUUCGCACUCCCUCAACAUAUCCGGCCAACAUCCUACCUCACCAUCCAGGGCAGGGCAAUUUCGAGGACUUCACCUGCUGAGCGAGUGACAGAGGAGCUGAUGGACUCCAGCUUGCAGUGUACAACCAAAGCCGUCUGACUACAUACUGACGAACACACACCCAUCCCGGACAACACCGAACCGAUUUCGGCUGGAUGUUUUAACAUACCGCAUUGUGUAAUGUAAAAUAAAAAACAUAAGAAACAUUAAAACCCUGAAAUACUGUAGUGCUGUUCCACAACACAGCCAUGUGUGUACUUUUCAACAAUUUUGGAACACUGCCUCAAAAGGGAACUCCUUCUUUGACGAAGCCACCGCUCAAAAGGACAGGCUUCCUGUGGGGCGGAGUCCCCUGCCUUUUCUGUAUAUAACAGCGGAUAUAAACCGUCUUAACUGAGUGGCUUAAUUAGAUUGUUAGAAAUAAUAUAGUGCUUAAUCCAUGUAGCAGCAUUCGUGGUGACUGAUGGACUUCAAUGAUGUUUCACUCACGAUUAGUGUGUCUCAUUUAAGAAUGUAUUUUUCCAAAUGACAGCAAAUUAUCAACUGUACGUGGUGAAGAAAGCUGCAUUCGGCAAUCUGUUGUUCCUUCCAGCUCUCAUCUCGUGACUGCAUGCUUGUAUUUGUCUUCCUAUGCAUGUUUUUAGUUUUUUCCUUUUUUUUUACAGUAACCAUUCUUAUUAUUGCCAAGUUUGCCUCAAUUAUAUAAAGGUGUGUG